Molecule: messenger RNA, 2001 nt
Organism: Oryza sativa Japonica Group (Japanese rice)
Lineage: Eukaryota; Viridiplantae; Streptophyta; Magnoliopsida; Poales; Poaceae
Product: amino-acid permease BAT1 homolog
Biological process (GO): transmembrane transport; gamma-aminobutyric acid transport
Cellular component (GO): membrane
Molecular function (GO): L-lysine transmembrane transporter activity; L-glutamate transmembrane transporter activity; gamma-aminobutyric acid transmembrane transporter activity
Source: RefSeq, a predicted model, not a curated record
UUAACAUGAACCGUGAUUAGAAGUAGUACUAACGUGACGUAUAUAUAUCCUAUAUUUUCUGAGUCAACAUUGGCGUGUAAUACGAAAGGAAAUCGUGACAUGGGCAGAUCAGUGAAUCAGUGGUACAAAAUUUCCAACCAUUUUGUUGACUCGCGAAUCAUACAUGACAGAUACUUGGACUAUUCUCUUUCGGAAACUUGACUAGUUACACUGAGCUGUCUGAGCAUGUAAACUGCAGCAUAGCGCGACUAGUGAGCAACAGAGGUGAAAGCUUCUUCCCAAGGUAGAGGAUCUAGAGAUCCAGGCCAUGUCUCGCUCCGUCCAAUUGGCGGUGGCCGCCGGCGAUCAAGUCGAUCCGGACAGUCUCCGGCUUCACCAGCUCGGCUACAAGCAGGAGCUCAAGCGUGGCCUCUCGGCACUGUCCAACUUUGCCUUCUCCUUCGCCAACAUCUCCGUGAUGAUGGGGGUGACGACGACGUACAACACCGGGCUGCGGUACGGCGGGCCGGUGUCCAUGACGUUGGGAUGGUUGGUGGUGGCGGUGUUCAACUGCUGCGUCGCCCUGUCCAUGGCCGAGAUCUGCUCGGCGUACCCGACUUCCGGCGGGCUAUACUACUGGAGCGCCAAGCUGGCCGGCAAACAAUGGGCUUCCUUGGCUUCCUGGGUCACUGGCUGGUUCAACGUUGUGGGACAGUGGGCAGCUAUUGCAAGCGUAGAUUUCUCGUUGGCGCAGCUGCUACAAGUGAUCAUCUUGCUUAGCACAGGAGGAGGCAAUGGCGGCGGUUACAUGGCUUCCAAGUACACCGUGCUGGCGAUUUAUGCCUUCAUCCUAAUCUUGCAUGGCAUCAUCAACAGCCUCCCUAUCGAGUGGCUAUCUCUGUUUGGCCAUGUCGGAGCCAUCUGGAAUGCUGCAGGUAUCUUUGUGCUGACGAUCUUGAUUCCAGCAGUAGCAAAGGACAGGCCAAAUAUUGAGUUCGUGUUUACCCAUCUCAACACGGAAAACGGCAUGGGGAUCCAUGACAAGGCUUACAUCCUAGCCGUGGGCUUGCUGAUGAGCCAGUACUCUGUUAUCGGCUACGAUACAUCUGCUCACAUGGUUGAGGAGACAAAGAAUGCAGACCGGAGCGGCCCAAUUGGGAUCAUCACCUCGGUUCUUUUCGCGACGGUGUUUGGUUGGAUUUACCUGUUGGCUCUGACAUCUGUCGUGACGGACAUCCCGUACCUGCUCAGCCCCAGCAACGACGCCGGCGGCUACGCCAUCGCGCAGGCUCUGUACACCGCCUUCCACCGGAGAUACGGCAGCGGAGUUGGAGGGAUCGUCUGCUUGGGAGCCGUCGCCGUCGCCGUCUUCCUCUGCGGCAUCGCGUGCGUCACCAGCAAUUCGAGGAUGGCGUACGCCUUCUCCAGAGACGGGGCGAUGCCGUUGUCGCGCGUGUGGUACCGGGUGAACAAGCACGAGGUGCCCCUCAACGUCGUCUGGCUCGGCGUCGCCGUGGCGUUCGUCAUGGCUCUCACGUCGCUGGGGAGCCAGGUGGCGUUCCAGGCGAUGGGUUCGAUCGCGACGCUGGGGAUGUACAUCGCGUACGCGCUGCCCGUGUUCUUCCGCGUGACGACGGCUCGGAGAUCGUUCGUGCCAGGGCCGUUCCACCUCGGGCGAUACGGGGUCGUCGUCGGCUGGGCGGGUGUGGUGUGGGUGGCCACCGUCACGGUGCUCUUCUCGCUGCCGGUGGCGUACCCGGUGGCCAACAAGGAGACAUUCAACUACACUCCGGUGGCCGUCGGCGGCGUGUUAUUGCUCAGUGUUGGUGCGUGGGUGCUACGUGCCCGCUUCUGGUUCCAAGGGCCCAUCACGAAUGUUGACACGCAUUGUUGACAAGUAUGGUAUCGUGUUGUUAGUCAGCGAGUCAGUGGAAAUAUGGAACCACACUUUUAUAUUGUGUAAUCUAUACGUGCAAUUGUAGUCGUUCAGCAGUUAUCCACCAUUCCGGUUUUCUUUUUUUA